Myotis daubentonii (Daubenton's bat) is the source of this 2652-nucleotide messenger RNA. RefSeq names its product tripartite motif-containing protein 5-like. Gene Ontology annotation, molecular function: zinc ion binding; protein binding. NCBI's taxonomy places the organism in Eukaryota, Metazoa, Chordata, Mammalia, Chiroptera, Vespertilionidae. The record is from RefSeq and is a predicted model, not a curated record.
ACUCCACUUCUGUGGGGGAACUCCUCUGUGGAGAGCUGGUCGUUGGCUUGGUGAGUGAAUACUGACCAGACUUACAGCAGAUCUCCUCCAUAGAAUUAAAACUCCAGCAUAUUUCCUGAAACUGGUUUGGAGAGUGAAUUAUUACCACGUUUGCCCCUCACGCUGAAACUCCCCAAUCCCAUGUACUUGAAGUUCUUGAGAGAGCUCCUGAUCCUAGACUGUAGCCACGGGCCAUACCGAGUCCAGGCAGAGGUCGGUGAGCAACAGAAGCCUCAGAUCAGGAGAGAAAGGAGCAGGGGAGCAGCUGCGAUGGCUUCAGGAAUCCUGGUGAAUGUAAAGGAAGAGGUAACAUGCCCCAUCUGCCUGGAGCUCCUAACAGAACCCAUGAGCCUGGACUGUGGGCACACAUUUUGCCAAGCCUGCAUCACUGCAAACAACAGGGGGUCCAUGAUCGGCCAAGGAAAGAGCAGCUGCCCAGUGUGCAGGAUCACUUACCAGCCUGAGAACCUGCGUCCCAAUCGACAUGUGGCCAACAUUGUGGAGGCCCUUAGGGAGGUCAAGUUGAGCCCACAGGAGGAGCAAAAGAGAGAUCUCUGUGUGGACCAUGGAGAAAAACUCCUGCUUUUCUGCAACGAAGAUAAGAAAAUCAUUUGCUGGCUUUGCGAGCGGUCUCGAGAGCACCGUGGUCAUCAAAUAUUCCUCAUGGAGGAGAUUGCCCAGAAGAAUAAGGAAAAGCUCCAGGCAGCUCUGGACAGGCUGAGGGCAGAGCAGCAGGAAGCUGAAAAAUUGGAUGAUAACCUUGAAGAAGAGAGAACUUCCAGGAAGGAUCAAAUAGAACAUGAGCUGAAAAGGGUCCAGGAUUGUUUUAAACAACUGAGAGGUAUCCUGGCCAGUGAGGAGCAAAAGGAGCUGCAAAGCCUGAAGAAGGAGGCGGCAGAGAAUCUUGAUGACCUGGCUCAGGCUGAGGGUGAGCUGGCCCAGCAGAAGAAGUUGCUGAGAGAUCUCAUCUCAGAUCUGGAGCAUCUGUUGCAGGGGUCAACAGUAGAGAUGCUGCAGGAUGUGAAAGGCAUUAUGGAAAGGAGUAAGACCUUCACUCUGAAGAAGCCAAAAACUCUCUCCAAGAAACAAAGGAGAGUGUUUCAAGCUCCUGACCUGAGAGGGAUGCUACAAGUGUUUAAUGAACUGACAGGUGUGCGACGCUACUGGGUACACGUGACCCUGGAUCCUCCCACGAAUAAAUCAAAUAUUGUCAUUUCUGCGGAUCGGAGACAAGUGAGACCUUCCCGUUUUUCUUGUUUUUUUGGAGGUGAUAAUAUGGAUUUUGGUGUCCUGGGAUCACCUUCUAUCACAUCAGGGAAGCAUUACUGGGAGGUGGAUGUGUCACAGAAACGUGCCUGGAUUAUGGGGGUAUAUGGAGAAAAUUACCGUGACUCCAUUAUAAUGGAUUUUAUAAAACUAGUUAACAAUAGUCAGCCUAUUUGCUCUAGAUUUAAACCUAAAUAUGGCUACUGGGUUAUAGGGCUACAGAACCAUUCUGAAUAUAAGGCUUUUGUGGAUUCUGCCUCCUCUGACUCCACGACAUUAACCUUGUACCUGAGUGUUCCUCCCCGUCGUGUUGGGGUUUUCCUAGACUAUGAUGCUGGCACUGUCUCAUUUUUUAAUGUCACUAACCAUGGGUUUCUCAUCUAUAAAUUCUCUUCAUGUUCCUUUUCUCAGAAAAUGUUUCCAUAUUUCAAUCCUAUGAAAUGCUCUGCCCCCAUGACACUGUGUUCUCAAGGCUCUUAAACCUCUUACACCUUCACCCACUUCUCUGGAAUGCCUCUUGCCAUGGGUGCAUCUAAUGAGCUGAGCGCACCUGCACUGUUCUCACUAUCUUUUCCGGGCUUUUUUUUUUUUUUUUUCUUUUCCCAUUUGAACACCCUUCAUUAAUCAAUAGGGUGUACAAUUUGCCUCGUGCCAUAUUUUUCCCAAAAUAUUAUUUGCAUUCAUAGACAAUCCUAAUUCAUCAGUCUUAUCAUCUCAAGGAAAAUGACUAAUGCCUCAUAAAAAAAAGACAUGUAUGGAGGUAACAUCUCCACCAAGUUCUACAAUCUCAUGUCCUCUGCCACUGACUGAGAAGAAGAAGGAAAGCUUUUCAACAACUUUUACUGAAGACUUGAAUAGAAGUCAUUCACUUCAGACUGAAUCCUCAGAGGCCUGUCUGUCUAUUUACCCAUGAUGUUUGUUAUUCAUCAAGGAGUGAAGAAGAAAAUAUUAAAUAUGGGUUUUUAAUUGAUUUCUUAGAGAGAGAGGAAGGGAGAGGUAGAGAGAGAUAGAAACAUUAAUGAGAGAAAAACAUUAAAGGGCUGCCUCCUGCAUGUUGCCUACUGGGGAUUGACCUUGUGUCCAGGAAAUGUGCCCUGACUGGGAAUGGCACCAGCAGCCUCUUGGUGCACAAGUCAAUGCUCAACCACUGAGCAACAUCAGCCAGGCAAUAAGAAAAUAUCAUAAAUAAUAUGUACUAAGUGUGUAAGUUCUGUGUCCUCAUUUCUGAGUUCAUGUCCAAUUUCUCCAAAUAUGCACAGUGAAUUUUGAAUAAAAUACCUGAAUGUCAAUUUGUUUUCUUUAAAAAAUCCUGGUAAUAAAACCAUACCAUAGUUCGUAGCACUGUGA